Messenger RNA from Prinia subflava (tawny-flanked prinia), 1259 nucleotides. RefSeq names its product retinaldehyde binding protein 1 (gene RLBP1). Gene Ontology annotation, molecular function: phosphatidylinositol bisphosphate binding. Gene Ontology annotation, cellular component: membrane. Bases 1 to 951 code for a protein of 316 amino acids. The record is from RefSeq and is a predicted model, not a curated record. The transcript has 7 exons. Lineage: Eukaryota; Metazoa; Chordata; Aves; Passeriformes; Cisticolidae.
AUGUCUGCAGUUACGGGCACGUUCCGGAUCGUGUCGGAGGAGGAGCAGGCCCUGCGCACCAAGCUGGAGCGCCUCACCACCAAGGACCAUGGCCCUGUCUUUGGGAGGUGCGAGAAGAUCCCCGCACACACCCUGCAGAAGGCAAAGGAUGAGCUGAACGAGACGGAGGAGAAGAGGGAGGUGGCAGUGAAGGCGCUGCGGGAGCUGGUGCAGGAGCGGGCGGGCGGUGAGGAUGUUUGCCAGAAGGUGGCCGAGAAGGUGCAGGAGAAGGACGACUCCUUCCUGCUCCGCUUCAUCCGUGCUCGCAAGUUCGAUGUGCACAGAGCCUACGACCUGCUGAAAGGCUACGUCAACUUCCGCCAGCAGUACCCCGAGCUCUUUGACAACCUGAGCCCCGAGGCCGUGCGCAGCACCAUCGAGGCCGGCUACCCCGGCAUCCUGGCCAGCAGGGACAAGUACGGGCGGGUGGUGAUGCUCUUCAACAUCGAGAACUGGGAUUACGAGGAGAUCACCUUUGAUGAGAUUCUUCGUGCCUAUUGUAUUAUCCUGGAGAAGCUACUGGAGAACGAAGAGACCCAGAUCAAUGGGUUCUGCAUCAUUGAGAACUUCAAGGGCUUCACCAUGCAGCAGGCAUCAGGGAUCAAACCCUCCGAGCUCAAGAAGAUGGUGGACAUGCUGCAGGACUCCUUCCCAGCACGGUUCAAGGCCGUCCACUUCAUCCACCAGCCUUGGUACUUCACCACCACCUACAACGUGGUGAAACCGUUCCUGAAGAGCAAACUGCUGGAGAGGGUCUUUGUGCACGGCGAGGAGCUGGAAUCCUUCUACCAGGAGAUCGACGCUGACAUCUUGCCAGCAGACUUUGGUGGCAACCUGCCCAAGUACGAUGGCAAAGCAACUGCAGAGAAGCUCUUUGGGCCUCGCAUCGAGUCCGAGGACACGGCUCUCUAAAGAGGGAGCCUGCUGCCCUCUCCUGUACCACAGCACCAGAGGUGGCCCUCUAACCCAGCCACCUCCCUCCUGUAGCAUUGGUUGAGUGACUGCUCGUGCUGGGGCGCUCCAGGCGUGUUGUUCCACGCCUCUCCCUCCUGUCCCCACUCCAGGCAGGGCUGCCCCUCCCAGGAACAGCACCCUUCCCUCCAGAGCCGGUGGAGAAAGGAGGCCACCAGCCCUCUCCCACAGCAUUUCCUGGAGCUGUGAGGGGAGGACAGGAGAGUGUCUGCUCUGGGAAGGGAGGGCUACGGUGAGGGAGAAAUAAA